This is a messenger RNA of Egretta garzetta (little egret), 5505 nucleotides long. RefSeq names its product F-box and leucine rich repeat protein 5 (gene FBXL5). Gene Ontology annotation, molecular function: protein binding. The transcript is spliced from 11 exons. The coding region runs from base 64 to 2115 and encodes 683 amino acids. Gene Ontology annotation, cellular component: SCF ubiquitin ligase complex. Gene Ontology annotation, biological process: SCF-dependent proteasomal ubiquitin-dependent protein catabolic process; intracellular iron ion homeostasis. Lineage: Eukaryota; Metazoa; Chordata; Aves; Pelecaniformes; Ardeidae. The record is from RefSeq and is a predicted model, not a curated record.
AGUUUUCCUUGUGUAGAGCUGGUGAAAAGUGGACCUCGGGAGUGUAGCAGCUGCUGCCUGUUAAUGGUCUUGGUCCCCCAUCAUAAGACUUCAUCAGUCCUGCUUUCCAAGACCAACUUCUCUAACAACAAUGAUUUUCGGGCUCUUCUGCAAUCUCUUUAUGCCACGUUCAAGGAAUUUAAAAUGCAUGAGCAGAUUGAAAAUGAGUGUAUUAUUGGUUUACUUCAGCAACGUAGCCGGACGGUGUACAAUGUACACUCGGACAACAAACUCUCAGAGAUGCUUAGCCUCUUUGAGAAGGGGUUAAAGAAUGUAAAGAAUGAAUAUGAACAGCUAAACUAUGCGAAACAGCUGAAGGAGAGAUUGGAAGCCUUUACCAGGGAUUUCCUUCCUCACAUGAAAGAGGAAGAGGAGGUUUUUCAGCCAAUGUUGAUGGAAUACUUUACUUACGAAGAAUUGAAAGAUAUUAAGAAGAAAGUAAUUGCACAGCAUUGCUCACAGAAGGAGGCUGCAGAAUUCAGAGGUCUUAGUAAGUGGAAUCAAGCAGAAGAGCUUCAGAAGGUCUUUAAAUAUUCUGUGGAUGAGAAGGCGGAUCAAGAAACCGAAGUAACAGGGCACACCACAAAUAUUACUAAUCUUCCUCCUGAAGUAAUGCUGACCAUUUUCAGUUACCUUAACCCCCAAGAGUUAUGUCAGUGUAGUCAAGUAAGCACUGAAUGGUCGCAGUUGGCUAAAACUGGAUCUCUCUGGAAGCAUCUUUACCCUGUUCGCUGGGCCAGAGGUGAUUGGUAUAGUGGUCCUGCGGCAGAUCUUGAGAUGGAACCUGAUGAGGAAUGGGUGAAAAAUAGAAAAGAUGAGAGUCGUGCUUUCCAGGAAUGGGAUGAAGAUGCUGACAUAGAUGAAUCUGAAGAAGCAGCUGAAGAUUCACUUGCCAUUAAUAUAGCACAAAUGGAAAAACGUUUACUUCAUGGCUUAAUUCAUAACGUCCUCCCGCAUGUAGGCUCCUCAGUGAAGACAUUAGUGUUGGCCUACAGUUCUGCAGUGUCUAGCAAAAUGGUUAGACAGAUCUUGGAGCUUUGCCCCAAUUUGGAAUAUUUGGAUCUCACUCAAACUGAUAUUUCAGACUCUGCAUUUGAAAGCUGGUCUUCAGUUGGUUGUUGUCAAAAUCUACGCCACCUUGAUCUGUCUGGAUGUGAAAAAAUCACAGAUGUGGCUAUCGAGAGGAUUUCCAGAGCACUGGGUAUCAUAUCAACUCACCAUAACAGAGGUAUUCUGAAAAGCUGCAGAAACAGGAAUGCUAAGACUUUGUGGAAAAACAGAGAGAGUACUCUGCAGCCCAACAAGAAGCAUAAUUGUUUGCAUGAAAUCAACAAUGAAAACCUCAUUGAGGGAGGAGAUCGUGGGCAGCAUUGGACUAAGCCUGACGGCUCAGAAAACUUCAGUCCUGCUUAUGUGUGGAUGCUAGAUGCAGAUGACUUGGCUGACAUCGAAGAUGCUGCAGAGUGGAGACACAGAAAUGUUGAAGGAUUUUGUCUUACAGAACCAACAUCCCAUAUUAAUUGCUCUGCAUCUUGCUACAGUAGAGACAUUUAUGGAUUAAGGACUAGAGGGUGGCAGCAGCACUGUGCUUCUACUGACUUGAUUUACUGCAGUCACUCAUUUUGUUGUGCUGGGACAGCACUAAGAACUAUUCGAGCACUUCCAGAGUCCUCUGCACUGUGUAAAAAACCAACAAGGACUAAGCAGUCAGAGAAAAAAGACUUGGCAUACUCUGGGAGUGACAAAACAGAUGAAGAGACUGCACGAAUUCUUCAGUUUCUCAGUCUGUCUGGAUGUUACCAGAUCACAGACCGUGCUCUCAGGGCGUUGACUCUGGGAGGAGGACUGCCGCAUUUGGAACACCUUAACCUCUCCGGUUGUCUCACUGUAACUGGUGCCGGCCUGCAGGAUUUAGUUUCUGCAUGCCCUUCUCUAAAUGAUGAACACUUUUACUACUGUGACAACAUUAACGCUUAUCAGGGAUUGUUUUCGGGGAAGGAGAUAUGUUCUGGUAUCAUGUUGGAACACCCACCGGUCUUGCAGAACAAAAAAUGGAGCCAGCAGCAUGGAAUUUAGCCAUCUCUGAAUAAUAAAGAUACCACUCUGUCAUCUGUUGACAUAUAAGGGCUUUACUUUCACCUGCAGCCUAUUUUCAGAUUAUUUUUCUUCUCCUAUAAACACUGAGCCUAAGGGGGGUCCUUGCACACAGCUUCAUUGGAUUUUCUUUGUGAAGGAUUUGCUGGACUUGUUUGGUAGGCAUGUUUGUUUGCAGUUCUCAGAUUUUCAUUGCAAGUGCUGCUCUGACUGUAGCUGCUCUACCCUGUUAGGAGACUAAAAGUAAGAAGGUAGGGGAGCUGUGGUUAGACAGAUUCGCUCGGGUCUGUGUCGCAGACUGCUGUUGCCCAGCAGUAACAUGAUGCAGUUUUCAUGAGCGGAGACCAUGAAUUUGCACACACUUCCAAAUUUAUUUUCUGUUUGUUUACUGUUAGUAUGACUUGAGUUCUUGGUUUGCAUCCUCAUGUUCAGGAUCUCUACCUGUGUUCUGCUCAGCACUGGAGACUUGGAGUUAGAUAACCCUCAGCUGCAGCUGAAAACAAAUCUGUCAGUACACACCCCUUCUAAUUGCUGAUUUUGUUUUCUGUCUAAAACACAUCUGAUUGUAAAUCACACUGAACUCGGAAGAGUUUAAUGUUUGAGUUGCCUCUUGCACUUAGAAGUUUAUAUUUCCCCACAGGCUGUUUUGUCCAGCUGUGUUCAAUCUCCUUACUGUAUUCUCAGUUCUAAAGCCUGGAGUGCUGUCAGCUUCAGGAUGAGAGAAAUAGGGCUCCCCGAUUUCUGCAGCAGUAGCUCUUUGCAGCUUUAAAGUAUGAUUCAGUUUCUAGAGUUUUUUGAUGAUGUAGUCCUCAGGUGCUAUAAUUAAAGAAAUAGGGCAUUAAUGAAAUAAAGUUGUGGUGAUUCUGAUGAUUCAUACUCUUCUGGCAUUUAGAAAUUCAUUGGUCAUAGUUUGAUCUGUCUCCCAGCAAUGGAGCCAAGACUUCGCAAUUUCUGUUAAGAUUUGUGGACUCCUGUGUGCAGAUCUGUAUGGGAAUGCAUUGUUGUUAGACUUUGAGUGUUUGGUCUCUCUUUAAAUUCUACAGAUAACCAAGGUGCUCUCAUAAAGGUCUGCAAGUGUAACUUUACCAAAGGCUGAGAGAGAGUAGCACUUAGUAAACUUGGAUUUGAAUUUAACAUUGCCUUUUUCUAUUUUUUUUUUUAAAGCUAGUGCUUAAUUUGAUCACUUUUUUGGUAAUUCCCCUGUAACGUAUUGCUCUUGCUACACCACCAUCAAAUACGGUAUGCAGUGUUGAUGAUGGAGACUUGCUGGUGGUGGCUGUGAAAAAGAAGCUGUCUUGCUGUCCCUCCUUUGUGCUCCUCCUGGCUCAUUCUUACUGCCUUCCUGUGGCCAGCAUUAGUCUUUGCGUGGCUACUUGGUAAACUUGGUCAAGAACUGGGGUAACUGAAAGCCUUCCCCACCCCCGCCUUCCUAGAUGGAUCAGGCAUCCAUCUUGCUGUAGACCACAUGAAUGUUUCUGCUGCUGCAGGUGAGAGCUAGAACAAGCGGCUGAAGGGAUGUGGUGGUGGCGGCUGGUUGUCCUGGAUGGAGUUGCUCUUUCGCCACGGUCUUGGUCUGGGUUUCGUGUAUUCUUGGUGGAAUGCUGACCUUCUUUCUAGCAAAUUUUGACUAAUUUUUGUUUCACUAGUACACGUAACAAAACGGAGUAAUCAAAUAGCUAUGCUCCUUUCUUACAUUGCAAGAUGCUGUUAUAUGUACUUUAUCUGAAAACAUUGCGAGCUGUUCCUCCUGAGUAGACAGAUGUCUAUUCUGGGUGGCCUGAAGCUUCUGAGUAAUCAGAUGUGCAUGUAAAGGCAGUGCAAUGGUCCAGCUCAGAGGUAACUAAACCAGUAAUGUAGACUGUGGCAGGUUAGAUGAGAAUCUGAUUAACUUUGCUUUCCCAGGUGAGCCAGCCCAAAACACAUUUAAUUUAGGCACAUCACUGCUAGCACUCAUUAAGGCUUUGCAGUCAGUAGGAAAAGGGAGACCCUUCCAAAAGUGAUUCAGCCCCGCUGUAAGGUCUGAAGCGACCACCUCGUUCACUGGACAAUAUGAUGGGAACUGUCUGCUUACAGACCAUAUAGCUUAACCAGGUGCAUCAGUGAGGUGAGGUGAGUUGGAGACCUUGUGUACAGAGUCCAGCGAAAAGAGGAGAGAGUGGUUUUUGGCAAGAUUAAAGAGGCCGUUUGAAUUUAAACAGAGUUUGAAAACAAAGUCCGGUCUGAAUGAGGUCAGUCGCAAAGACUGGGGAAAUCAGAGAUUAGGAAGCCAAAGUCAUUUGUAGUAAAUAAAGCUAGGGAAACACAAGCAGGCUCUGGGGCUGUCAAAUCAAAGGCAUUUCAAUUUUGCUAUCUGUAUCAAAUGUAAAAAGAACAAGCUAAGGAGGGCUACAGCAUUUAUAGAGGAGGUAAAUGACCUGUGAUGGAGGAGAUCAGUUGCCAUGUCAAAACAUGGGCGAAACGAGUCAUAACCAAACAGCCUUGCUGUUAAAACAGCCAUUUUUUCAGGUGAUGCAGUUUACUUAAAAGCGUCCAGGUUUUUGAAAUUUUAAGUUGCGAUAAGACUCGUUUAAAUUUAAAACCUGAAAGCUAAUUAAAGUAUAGGAAGAAUGGGCAGGGCUUAAUGGCCACUGCUCAGGAUGGGCAGGAAUCUGGGAGGUGAUGGGUCUCUCUCCGUCCCCCCCCCAGGAGUGCUGUGCUGCGAUCAGUCUUACUCAGCAGUUCCACCGCUGUUGUGGCGUAAGGAAUGCAGGCAGUAAUCACCGAGCUCUUGAGAGGUGCUGAGCUGCCUCAAGUAACGAUACUGGUGCUGGUUUCCAGAAGGACCUCUGAUGAGCUCCAGUACAGCUGUAUGCAUGGUUGUAUCUCUGGGUGGCUGGGAGUAAUCAAACUAUGAUUGCAUGAAACUGGAAUUCGGAGCUGGCAGUUGCAGCAUGGAGACAAUGAUUUCAGAGAGCUGUCGGUGCUAAUUCUGAGAUCUUUCCUGCCUGCAGCAGCAGCCAAAAAAGCCACCAGUGUUACACAUCGUCAGGGUGUUGAGAACAAGCUGGAGGGUGUUGCUGCAAGGUCCUGGAAGCCUUGGGGCACUCAUGCAAUGCCCUUUUGGUCUCCCCAUCUCGAGGAGCAUAUGUGGUGGAGUUACAGAAGAUACAGGAGAGGUCUACCAAGAAGCGCUAGGGAACUGGGCGGGUGUCAUGCAAGGAGACGCCCAACAGACCGGAAUGUUCCAGUAUGGGAAUGAGAAGGCAGGAGGGGGGAUGACUGCUUGCAGAACUGGGAAGGCAGGAGAUGGGGUGGAUGUGCAGCAGUAACCCUCCGAAUGCUGCAGCAUUUGAGCUCGGCAACAGCAGGUGAAAUGGGUAGGCGGCUGAUUUA